AUGAGCUCAAACAGGCUCGAGGGCAGCCCUAGGCGCGAGCGACGGAGUGGGACCUUCUCUUUAUCUGCAGCCUUCCGAUCAUCCCCGAAAAGGGCAAGUGUGCUCGAACCCAUUUUACCAGAUCCACCAGACUUACUGCCAACUUGUCUCGAGAGAAUUCAUUACCCUGUAUUUGACCCUCAGAACCCAAAUCAUAACCCGGCUGCAGCUAUCGCCCUACCACGAUCACCACCACCACGCCGACACGAUCUCCAAGUAUCGUCCUCCGAGUCGCAGAGACAAGGUUCCUGGCUGGAAGACUUCCCACGACGAUCAAUCCACAAAGCGCGAUCAGGACUGCUGGCAAUUCGUGCAAGCUUACUCCGACUUUCCUCUCGUGAGAACACUGACUUCAGUGAGGCUAUUAUCCAGGAUAUGUCUAGCGAGGCCUCCAGGCGUGAACGAGAUCAUGUCCGAGGACAUGGCCAUUCAAACUCAACACAGGAAGACUUGAGCUUUGGUGUUUGUUUAUUCCGAACAUCAACAUCUCCCUGGGCCACAACUUUGGAUGGAGCAGAUUCAAAUUUGGUACCCCGAGUCGAGUCUCCUCUGUCUCUACCUCUGGUGAAUUCCAUCUCAGCCCCUGCUGAACUAGAAAGCUACUACUAUAACAACAACACCGAUGACGACCCAGAGCCGAUGAAUGAUCGACCGGUAAGUAUGGCAUCCGAAGAACCGCCGUCGUAUCGCUCGAUCGCAGAAAGCGCUCGAUAUCACCGGCAUUCUAAUGAUUCAAAUCCGAGAGGAAAUACCAAUCGAGAAUUAGGUACAGAUACAUCCAACGAAACACACGGCUGUUUGACACAACCAUCGCCGUCGGUAGACUGGGACGAGCUCGGAUCCCCGGCAUCGAGCUUCAGGUAUGAGGAUAUGAUUCCGUGCCAGAGGAAGAAGGUCUCUAGAUUCCAGGGCACCGGUUCCAGCUUGUCUUCUUCGCCUAUCUCAGUGGUCACGCAAUCUGAAACCCUUUUUUCUCAGGAGCACCUACCACCAAAUCGUGAUCAACCGAAAAACGACUACUGUGGGCGUGAAGACUUGACUCCGACACCGAGCCCGCCUUCAGAAAUGGUCACAAUUGCAUUUCCUGGGGUAUAUCAAGCAUUAUUGGAUCAGUGGGCGGGUGAGAUGCGGGAUAAAUCCAAGAAUAUCCCAUGCGCCCCAUUGAAAAUACCAGAGUGCAACCCUGUUGCUAUUGCCCAAGCUAGGCAAACUGACGGAGGUGAGGCUGAGCCUUCUGGGAAACGCCAUUCAUUUGGCCUCCAUAUGUCUCUGAGAACCGACCAGGGAUUCCGUGAAAGACCCGAUGCGGUCUACAGACAAAACCAGAUGGUGUUUUCGGCGCACUCACAUGAGACUCCAAUCUCCCCCGAUAGUCACAACUCAUCUACACCCUAUGGCCGAACGAUCGAGUCUUUGUACGAUGGAUCAGAAUACUCCAACUACGCCCUUCCAGGCUCUUCGCCGACAAAUAUCACCUCGCCAUCAUAUUAUUCUAACGAUAUUUGGAGUCCAUUGGAAUCUCCCAUUGACGAAGAACUUCUAUUCUCACCCUUCCCUCGAAACGAGUACUACAUGGCCGAUGGAAAGACGAGCGGCGUCUAUCCCGACCAAGACGACCAGCCCCCCGUUAAAGUAGAAAGUCGCUUCUAUGGUGAUGGAAGCAUUCAUAGUGGCCGUGGCCUCGAUCGCACUCUUUCUGAUAGACUGCGUGAGCUCACAGAAAGGAUUCCAACAAUGGGGGGUUCGCGAUCCAUGAGGCAAGAUCCUCGGACUGGACUAGGGCUUAGUGAAUCGACGGACGAAUCUUCCGUUAUCAGAGCUACUGGCUAUGAAGCCCGACGACGGGGUUGA
Messenger RNA from Penicillium cosmopolitanum, 1890 nucleotides. RefSeq lists its product as uncharacterized. Bases 1 to 1890 code for a protein of 629 amino acids. Lineage: Eukaryota; Fungi; Ascomycota; Eurotiomycetes; Eurotiales; Aspergillaceae. The record is from RefSeq and is a predicted model, not a curated record. The transcript has 3 exons.